AUGUCCAAUGGGAGGGCACUACGUCAUAUCCUGUCAGCUGUCGCUUCCGGGUGCGGUGAAGCUGCGGAGUAGUGUCAGCUCAGAGCACUUAGAUCACUUUUAAAAGGAUAGCACGAAGAUCGCGGAGACAACAUUUGUAAAGUUAAAGAAGAGGAGCAUAUUCGCUGUGAUCAUGAUCCCCCGGGUGGAUAACAUGGAUUGUAACCAGUCCCAAGGUCGAUAACAAACCACAGGUUGGAAUUAACUCUACACCAAGCUCAGUGGGAUCCAUUGCAGUCUACUUUUCCUGCUUUUGCCGAGAAAGCACUUAAGUUACAGUAUCCUGAGUGGAUGAAGAAACCCGUUAGAAAGGUCUUCCUUGUUUUUGUCAGUUUUCCUUUGACUUCAGUCAGUUCAACAGUGAAGGAUGAAUGGCCUCUCUCUCAGUGAGCUCUGUUGCCUCUUCUGUUGCCCACCAUGCCCCAGUCAGAUUGCCUCAAAGCUGGCCUUCCUGCCCCCGGAGCCCACCUACACAUUUCUAUCAGACCUGGACAGCGGCUCUACGGCCCCGGGGACUGUAGGACACAGGGCAACCACAGCAACUGAGGAGAGAUGGAAGCUGCACCUCACAGACAGAGCGGAGUUUCAGUAUUCACAAAGAGAGCUGGAUAUGACAGAAGUGUUCUUAACUCGAUCUAGCAGAGGCAACAAAGUCGCCUGCAUGUACAUUCGCUGUGCUCCUAAUGCCAGAUUCACCGUGCUAUUCUCUCAUGGUAAUGCAGUUGACUUGGGUCAGAUGAGUACUUUCUAUAUCGGACUGGGCACUCGGAUAAACUGCAACAUCUUCUCCUACGACUAUUCUGGUUAUGGCGUCAGCACUGGCAAACCUUCGGAGAAGAACCUGUAUGCAGACAUUGAUGCUGCCUGGCACGCACUCAGGACAAGGUAUGGGAUCAGUCCAGAGAACAUAAUCCUGUAUGGACAGAGCAUUGGGACAGUCCCCACAGUGGACCUGUCCUCCAGAUACGAGUGUGCUGCUGUGGUCCUGCACUCUCCUCUCACUUCAGGAAUGAGGGUUGCUUUUCCUGAUACCAAGAAAACCUACUGCUUUGAUCCCUUCCCGAGCAUUGAGAAGGUUUCCAAAAUCACCUCUCCGGUGCUGAUUAUCCACGGUACAGAAGACGAGGUGAUAGACUUCACCCAUGGACUGGCCUUGUUUGAGCGCUGUCCCAAAGCCGUGGAGCCGCUGUGGGUGGAGGGGGCGGGGCACAAUGACAUUGAGCUGUACAGCCAGUAUUUGGAGCGAUUGCGGAGGUUUAUUGGACAGGAAGUGGCCGCGCAGCACACCUGAUGCCACACACCAGCAUUAUGAUAAAUGUUAUGUACCAGGACAUUUCAAGUCCAUUAUGACAGGAAAUGGUUUAGUGGGUUAGAAUGUGUCCCGUAAGCGGAAUUUAUUGAGCUGCAAAAUGAGCUAUUUUCUCAUUGUUCAAGUAGAUGGACACACACUAUGGGGUUUAUGUCCUUUUAUUAAAGGGAACUGCACAAUUGAAAAGAAAUCAUGAACACUUGGAAGUGCAACGGAAAGCUUUAAUAAGCUUCUUUAUGUGUACAACCAUAGUUAUUGAAUUUAUAUGGGACACAGUAGACCUGUUUAUCUCUUAACUUUCACACAUUUAUACAGUUAAGUAUAAAAAGGUCGUAAUGGGUUGGGCACAAAAUAUUGACAAAUUAUGAUGAUAAUUUCGUGUCUAUUUUGUCAAACUAAACUUUCUCAGGUACCUCUAACAUAUUGUACUCAGCUUUAAAUGUUCAGUGUGAUUUGGUAAAUGUUUUAACGGUUUCCUUCUCAUCCUGUUAUGUUUUAUCCGCAUUAUUAAGUAUUUAAACCACUUGCAGGAUCCAUGCAGCAGUUGUUUUAUAUCCUUUGAAUGGAACAUUUAGAGAUUAUCGUCUUGCAGCAGUUUCAAAUUUUCAAGAAGCUUUUUGUUGUUGUUAAGCGAAUGUAUUUGGAAGAAGCACAUAUGUUUCUCUUUACAUUGCUUUGAAUUGUACAUUUUAGUUACUUUGCAUCGUGUAAGCAUUAUACUUUACAGGUAAAACUGAAUUUCUUUCCUUUAUAUCUGUCACCAUGGCAACGCACGAGUGACUGCAUGGUGAUGGUUUGUGCGCUUUCUCCUUAUCAAAUAUUUAUUUUGUUUUGUUUAUUUCCUUGAGUAAGAUCCAUUACAUUUCCUUCUGCAACGCAACUAUUACAGAAAGUGCAGAAGUUCAAAGAUAAACCCCAUAAAAUUACAAUGUUCUGGUGUUGCUUCAUCUUACAGCAGUCAAAUCUUCAGGGCGAGUAACAAGUCUUAAGACACGUCAUGAAUGUCAGAGCAGUAACUUUGAAGUCUCUGUUGUUUACUUGUAUUAACCAAAGUGAAAUAGGGCCUUAGUCUUAGUCUGUAACUCACAUCUUCAUUCAUUAUAAGCUACAAAUGCUACAUUGUUUGUAGUAUGUGACCAUGUUAGUUGGUUUUGAUUUGACUUGUUAAGGAUUUUAACAAAAACUAAGACCAUUUUACAUCAUGCUUUACUAUCAGAAAACACUACAAAAGAGUUGUUUACCAUCUCACUCCUUCAAACUUUUAAAGGCAGGUAUGUGUAUCAAUUCUUGUUAUACAUUUGUACAUCAUCGUUUUUAAGUCAUGAAUUUUACUGAACAGACAAUAAAUAGUUAAUAAAACU
Molecule: messenger RNA, 2709 nt
Organism: Periophthalmus magnuspinnatus
Lineage: Eukaryota; Metazoa; Chordata; Actinopteri; Gobiiformes; Gobiidae
Gene: abhd17ab
Product: abhydrolase domain containing 17A, depalmitoylase b
Exons: 6
Coding region: 407-1330 (307 amino acids)
Biological process (GO): protein depalmitoylation
Cellular component (GO): endosome membrane; plasma membrane
Molecular function (GO): palmitoyl-(protein) hydrolase activity
Source: RefSeq, a predicted model, not a curated record